Nerophis lumbriciformis (worm pipefish) is the source of this 4240-nucleotide messenger RNA. RefSeq names its product chondroitin polymerizing factor 2 (gene chpf2). Gene Ontology annotation, cellular component: Golgi cisterna membrane. Gene Ontology annotation, molecular function: glucuronosyl-N-acetylgalactosaminyl-proteoglycan 4-beta-N-acetylgalactosaminyltransferase activity. Lineage: Eukaryota; Metazoa; Chordata; Actinopteri; Syngnathiformes; Syngnathidae. The record is from RefSeq and is a predicted model, not a curated record.
CUGCCGGGAUUUUUUUUUUUCUGGAUACAAAGCGGAAGUGAAAGGUCGGAGGAGAAAUGGAUGACACAUGACCGGGCCAACUUGACGCCUUAUCGACGCCGAUGGAUGCGACGUUUGCCGCCUGCUUGUUGGCUUCGUAAGGGAGGCGCGUGGAUCCAAAAGCGAGACUUUGACAGCGAUGCUAGCGCCUAGCAUGCUAGCAUGUCUGUUUGACGUGUCGUGGUUACGUCCAAGGUGAAGAAAACAACUUUUUGGUUCAAACAAAAACGUUCCACCGGUGUUUUGUUUUUUACGACGACGGACUAAACCGUCUAGACACUUCCGUUAGCUGACUAGCGCAUCUAGCUAUAACCGAGUUAAGCUAAUAGUUGUUUACUUUUCCCCCCUGGCACGACUUGAGACUAAUAAUGCAUCGCGGUGUGGACUGCAAGCUUCACGUCAUCGCAUGGAUGUGAGAAAAUACUCCUUCCUGGAUCAGUGUGUGCCUCACCUAAGUUCUUUUUAACAUCCAAAUUGACCAGCAGAAAUGCGUAUUUCGUCGUUCCUGGCCGUGUUCAGGCCUGUUUUGCCCCUGAUCCUCGGGCUGUCUCUGGGCUGCAGCCUGAGCCUCUUGAUGGUCUCCUGGACUCAGGGGGACUCGGAGGAUUCCUGCAAGGACGAGCUGGGCAACGGGAAGCUGUACCUGGGCAGGGGGGAUGCUCAGAGGGACUCGAGGGACGGAGGCGAGAAGGAGGACUUCCAACCACGUAUCGUGCCCUACCACAAGGACCCCAACAAGCCCUACAAGAAAGUACUGAGGACUCGUUACAUACACACAGAGCUGGGCAUCAGAGAGCGCCUUCUGGUGGGCGUUCUGACCUCCCGGGCAACCCUCAACACGCUGGCGGUGGCGGUCAACCGCACGGUGGCCCACCACUUUCAACGCACCUUCUUCUUCACGGGCCUGCGCAGCCCCAAGUUGCCGCAUGGCAUGGCGGUGGUCGCUCAUGGCGACGACCGCCCCGUGUGGCUGAUGUACGAGACGGUGCGCCACCUCCACCAGCACUACAGCGCCGACUACGACUGGUUUCUGCUGGCCCAGGACGACACGUACAUGCAGGCGCAGCGCCUGUCUGAGCUCGUGGGACACCUGAGCGCCGGUCAGGACCUUUACAUGGGCCGGGCGGAGGAGUUCAUCGGCGGGGAGGAGAAGGCGCGCUACUGCCACGGAGGUUACGGCUACCUGCUGUCCCGCAGCCUGCUGGCGCGUCUGCAGCCACACCUGGACUCAUGUCGCAACGACAUCCUCAGCGUCAGGCCCGACGAGUGGCUGGGCCGCUGCAUCAUCGACUACCUGGGCCUCAGCUGUGUGGAGGUCCACCAGGAUAUGACAUAUCGUUACUUUGAGCUGGGGAAAAACGCUGAUCUAGAGCGUGAAGACAGCAUGCAGUUUAAAAACGCCUUCACCGUUCAUCCGGUGUUGGAGCCCAACCUGAUGUACCGCCUGCACAAGCGCUUCAGCCAGAUUGAACUGGAGCGGACGUACAUGCAAAUACAGGAGUUGCAGAUGCAGAUCAACAACCUGAGCGACUUGACGCCAGAGGGCAAGGCGGGCGUCACAUGGCCGGUGGGCGUUAACCCCCCCUUCCAUCCCAGAACGCGCUUUGAGGUGAUCAACUGGGAAUAUUUCACAGAGGAGCACAUCUACUCCUGCGUGGACACCUCCCCCAAGUGCGAGAUGAGAGGUGCCGACCGCGCUGACGUCAACUCGGUGCUGGAGAUCGCCGUGGAGCGCCUGAACGAGCGCUACCAGCCGCAGCUGCGCUUCCUCAAGCGGCGCCUGCUCAACGGCUACCGCCGCUUCGACCCGACCCGCGGCAUGGAGUACGUGCUGGACCUGGCGCUGGAGGCGUACACCCAGAAGGGCCACAGCCAGGUCAUCGCCAAGCGGGUCAACCUGCUGCGGCCUCUGAGCGCAGUGGAGAUCAUCCCCAUGCCGUACGUGACGGAGGCCACGCGGGUGCAGGUCAUCCUCCCCGUCACUGCCCAGGAUCAGGACUACGUGGGGAACUUCCUGGACAUGUACGUGAUGAACACGCUGGACACGCACGACAACGUCCUUCUCACAUUCCUCUUCAUAUACGACCCCUUUGAUGCCCAGCGGGUCAGCCAGACGGACGUGUUUGCCGGCGUCAAGGCCAUGAUCGGCGAGGUGGAGAAGCGCUACGGUGACGUCAAGAUCCCCUGGAUCAGUGUCAAGACGGAGGUUCCCUCACAGGUCAAGCUGAUGGACAUCAUCUCCAAAAAGCACCCCGUGGACACGCUCUUCUUCCUGGCCAGCGUGUGGACCGAGGUCAACGCCGACUUCCUGAACCGCUGCCGGAUGAACGCCAUCAGCAGCUGGCAGGUCUUCUUCCCCAUCCACUUCCAGGAGUACAGCCCGGCUGUGGUUUACCGCGACCAGCCGCCGUCCGCCGCCUCCGCCUCCUCCUUCGCCUCAGAGUCGCUGCGAGACGGCCACUUCGACCGCCGCGUCUUUGACGAGGCCUGCUUCUACAACACCGACUACAUGAACACGCGCACCAAGAUGGCGGCAGACAUCCUGGACAACGAGGAAAUGCUGGAGAGCAUGGACGUGUACGACAUAUUCGUCCGCUACUCCGGCCUGCACGUGUUCCGAGCCGUGGAGCCGGCGCUGGUCCAGAAGCACGUGCGGCGAGCGUGCAACCCGCGCUUCAGCGAGGACAUUUACCAUCGCUGCGUCCUCAGCAACCUGGAGGGGCUGGGCUCACGCUCCCACCUCGCCAUGGCGUUAUUCGAGCAGGAGCAGGCCAACAGCACAUAGCUACCAAGAUCCAAAUCAUUUCUAAGCUUUGUUACUUGAACCAGACAAUAUUCACACUACACACAACUUUUACUCUGAAGAUGCCAACAACGGAUGUAUCAUUCCAAACUAACAAGGCGAGCUGAACUGCACUCCUUCCUUUUAUACAUCCUGCUGGAAAUUAGUUGAAACCAUUUGCUGCCUUUUUUGGGGGGGGAAAUGUGAUUUUCUUAAAUAUAAAAUAUGACAUCCGGUAGUUUCCAAAAAAGCAGACUCUCCACCAGUGCCCGGGCCGCCAACUCGCCAAACAUGCACUGUGGCUUAUAUCUGCGGAACAAAGCUGAAUGGGUCACUUCACUCAGCGCUGAGCUCCCCACCUGCAUCACCCAAGGGAGGAGCCCACUGUGAAAGGCGUCUUUUUCCUGGCUGAGUGGAACACAUGACACACACACAUUCCAUACACAGCUUGUGUGUGACAGCAGCUUACAUAAUGCCUGCCAUACUUCAAUAAUGACACACACUAGGGGUGUGAAUCUUUGGGCACGUAACGAUUCGAUCCGAUCACUGUGGUGACGAUUCGAUUCAGAACCCAUUAUCGAUUCCAACCGAUUCUUGCAAUGUAAUAUUUGGUGUAGUAACUAUAAUGAAACUUCAAGUUCAGAAAAGCUCCUUGUAGUUGUGUGGAUAUGGCCUAAAAACUAUUUUUUUUAAAUUGAUUCUUAUUUAAAAAAAUUUUUUUUCCAAUUUUUGAAAAUUAUGAAAUGAUGUAGAAUUGGGAUGAAUAAGAAUAGCGAUUCAUAUUUGAAUUAUUUUUUUUUGCACCUGUAACACUCCUUAGGGGUGCGAAUCUUUGGGCACCUAAGGAUUUGAUCUGAUUCUGGUUUCUGGUGUGACAGUUGGAUUCAGAAUCGAUUUUCAAUUCAACACGAUUCUCGAUUCAAAAAGAUUCUCGCAAUGUAUAAUAAUUAUAAUGGAACUUUUUGAAGGUUAGAAAAGCUCCUUCUGGUUGCGUGGAGAAAAAUAAACAAAAAACAUUUUUUUUUUUUUUUUUAAAUCUAUUUUUGAACAUUUAGAAUCGGGAUGAAUAAGAAUUGUGAAUCGAUUUUGUUGUGCACCCCUAACACUCAUACUGAAAUAAUGACACUCCUACUUCAAUAAUGACACUGCGAUACUUGAACGACACAAAGACACUCAGCACGUUGUGGCAUUUACAAACUUUGGCAAGCGCUUGUUUAUUUAUUUACAUCCAGUCCGUCUCACAAAGUUACCCCACUUUUUUUUGUUGUUGCUCCUGGCACUUUUGUAUCUUUUUUCAGCAUUAAACAAACUGAGGAUCAGCACUCUCCCUUUAAAAACAUGCUAUGUGAGUGAACACCAUAAGGAGUUAAUGAGUCACAGCUGUAUGACAACUACAAAAUAAAACUAAAAUAAAAACUA